Messenger RNA from Marasmius oreades (fairy-ring Marasmius), 1719 nucleotides. RefSeq lists its product as uncharacterized. The transcript has 17 exons. Bases 1 to 1719 code for a protein of 572 amino acids. Lineage: Eukaryota; Fungi; Basidiomycota; Agaricomycetes; Agaricales; Marasmiaceae. Gene Ontology annotation, molecular function: oxidoreductase activity, acting on CH-OH group of donors; flavin adenine dinucleotide binding. The record is from RefSeq and is a predicted model, not a curated record.
AUGGAACCUGUCCAGAGCCCCCCUGGGAUAAAAUCUCAGCUGGGGAGCAGAGCUGGGCUGUCUGGGCUUGUGCUCGCGGUACGGCUCACGGAGGAUCCCAACGUGUUCGUUUCUGUCCUCGAAGCUGGUAGCGGGAACUUUCACGAUGAAAACAUCGAUGUCCCAGCCAAUCUUGCUCAGACUUGGGGAAAUCCCAAUUAUGACUGGUCCUUCUUCAGUACUCCUCAGACGGCGGCAGAUCGCAGGCCAAUUUUCCUUCCCCGUGGUAAAGGUCUUGGUGGAUCGACUUUGAUUAACGUGAUGGAGCUCACAAGAGCUUCUUCAACUGAAUACGACGGUUUUGAAAUACUCGGAAAUCCUGGCUGGAAUUGGAAUAGCUUCCUGAAAUAUUUCAAGAAAGCACAAUCCUUCAACUUCCCCCCAGAGGAUGCCGAAUUAUCUGGAAUGCAAUUCGAUGCCGCUGUUCAUGGCACUGAUGGCCCAUUGAAAAAGAGCUUCCCUCAUUACAUUGACAAUAUCGUGGGACCAGCUCUACAGACCUCAGAUAUGCUCGGAAUUAAACGCAAUCCGGACCCUAGUGCUGGAGACAAUCGCGGUAUAUUCAUGGCUACACAGGCCAUCGACUCUGACGCUGUCCGUAGUUCCGCCGCUUCGGCGUAUUAUGAACCCAAUAAGGACCGCGCAAAUCUUCGUAUCCUCACCGGUGCAAAGGUAACGCGACUUAUCACCGAGGGUGGUCCCAGCAUGGACGUCAGGGUUCUGGGUGUGGAAUACGUGCAGGAUGGCUCCACUAGGACAAUGAACGCAUCGCGAGAGGUUAUUCUUUGCGCCGGCUCUUAUCAAACCCCCCAAAUUCUAGAGCUCUCCGGUAUCGGAAACCCGUCUGUUUUAGGGAAGCAUGGAAUUCCUCGCGUUAUCGACUUAUCAAGUGUCGGAGAAAACCACCAGACGUAUGAUAGCAUGCAGGACCCGGAAGUGGCAGAAAGACAAAAAAAGCUCUAUCAUGAGCAAAAAACGGGUCUCUUUUCAUCUGUCCCCAGUCUUUUCGCAUUUUUACCUGUCGAAGCAAUCGAUAAUGAUAAUGCUAUCAGGGAUUCUGCUCGUACCUUGAAGGUCGAUGAUCCCAACCCCGCCGUUCAGAAGACCUUCAAGCUGCAGCAGGAUUGGAUUGAAAACGAAUUGAUUACAUGGAUAGAUAUCAACUUUAUUGAUCGCUACAUGCCUGGUCCAGGUAUCAAGUUCGAGUCUGGCAAGGCUUACAUGACAAUCAACGUCAUGCUAAACCAUCCAUUCAACAGAGGAAGCGUCCACAUCGGUUCUUCGGACCCCCUGCAAAAUCCAACCAUUGAAUUGAAUGCGCUGGAUAACGAUGUCGACCUUGCCAUUCUGGUUCAGACCUUCAAACUGGCUCAGAAAUUUCUAACCACUGGACCGUUGGGCGCACUAGUCGAAGAUCCAACCAGGGAAAUCAAGACUGACGAUAACAUCAAAGCUUUCCUUCGUCAGUCCCUUGGGACCUCUUACCAUCCAGUGGGCACUGUUUGUAUGCUCCCGAAGGCGGAUGGUGGAUGUGUCGAUCCUAACCUCAAGGUAUACGGUACUGCAAAUUUACGUGUUGUUGAUGCGUCGGUCAUUCCGAUCUCUCUCUCUGCUCACACCCAAGCUACUCUAUAUGCAAUAGCAGAGAAAGCAGCGGACAUUGUCAAGAAUGAGAACUAA